This is a messenger RNA of Talaromyces proteolyticus, 1301 nucleotides long. RefSeq lists its product as uncharacterized. Gene Ontology annotation, biological process: secondary metabolic process. Lineage: Eukaryota; Fungi; Ascomycota; Eurotiomycetes; Eurotiales; Trichocomaceae. The coding region runs from base 111 to 1100 and encodes 329 amino acids. The transcript has a single exon. Gene Ontology annotation, cellular component: cytoplasm; cytosol. The record is from RefSeq and is a predicted model, not a curated record. Gene Ontology annotation, molecular function: carboxy-lyase activity; hydrolase activity.
GAGGCUGUCAACAAGUGAACUAUAUGGCUCCUUCUUUACAAUAAAACCUUGAGCAAUGAUUGACAGCGACAUCUGGAUUAUAUCCUAAAGUUUGCUCAAAUCAUUCAACAAUGGUGACAUUUCUACCUAAAGGUUGCAUCACCCUUGAGGAGCAUACCACGCUCCUGUCUCUCGGAGAUGAAAGCCCUUUUUACACGGAAAUAUGGAAAACCUUUCCAAAUGUCCGUCAAGCUCUCCUCGAUAAACACGACCGACGUCUUGUUGAUAUGGAUACCGGACACGUCUCUUUUCAGAUUCUAUCCCAGCUUCCUGGGAUUGGAAAUGAGAACCCUGACGGCUGCCGAGCUUCCAACGACGAGUUGGCGGGAAUCGUACAAAACAAUCCCACCCGUUUUGGGGGGUUUGCUGCGCUUGCCAUGGCCUACCCAGACGAAGCAGCUCAGGAGCUUGAGCGGGCGGUUACACAACUUGGACUAUUGGGAGCAAUGAUAGAUAAUCAUCUACCAGACAUGUCACAUUACGACUCAGAGAAAUACUGGGCUGUUUUCGAAACCGCUGAGCGGCUUGACGUUCCCAUCUACAUCCAUCCAGCCCCGGCAUCAAAGCAAGCAAUGGCAGAGAGAUUCCAAGGAAAUUACACCGAUAUCGUCGCGACGGGACUCUCAACUGGAGCCUGGGGGUGGCAUGAGAACCUCGGUCUGCACGUGGUCAAGCUGUAUGCUGCUGGGCUCUUUAAGCAGUUCCCAAACCUCAAGCUUAUCAUCGGUCACAUGGGUGAAAUGAUCCCGAUGAUGAUUGAUCGAAUUGACCGGUUGAAAUUCUUCAAGAAGGAGGGCCUAGGCAGUUUUAGUGAGGUUUGGGAGAAGAAUAUAUGGGUCACGACAAGUGGGAUUUUUAGCGUGAGAACCCUCGAGAUGUUGUUAAAAGUUACGCCGCUUGGCCAUAUUCUUUAUAGUGUUGAUACUCCCUUUGAGCGGAGCGAGACGGGUUGGGAGUUUAUUGAACGUAUCAAGAAGAGUGGUAUUCUGACUGACAGCGAACUUGAAGACUUUGUCUAUGGAAAUGCUAAAAAAUUAUUAAAGAUUGCUGAGAUUACUUGAGCUCGUUAUUCCCUAAUAAAUGAUUAUCUGAGAUUCUGGCCAUGAGUAUAUCCGCUGAAUAUCAAUACUCCAGACAUAGAAUACUCUCAACACCUUUUAACUUCACAAAUAUCGGUAAACACUUUUAGAAUACAAGCUUGAAAAUUGCUCAUCUAACCGAGUAGACACUUUUUCAUUGGUAGGUCGAUCCAAGUGUUCUUA